GUCCAAUCGAUUGCAAUCGUCCAAUCAUUGGCAUGAAGAGCAAUUCCCUUCUUUUCCUUGCCAGCUGCCGCCUAAUACACAUCACAUCACCUCACCAUCGGAAGCUGGACCGUCUUCUGUAUCUUGCAUCGAGAUCAAUAAAGGCUGCCCGCUCACACACUCCGCCAUGGCUCGGAAGAAGGCGAUCCAGGAGAAUCCCCAAACCGACAGCGCACUCUUCAUCCCGCCAUUGGAGCUGCGAACCAACAUCUACCAGCAACUCUUCCGCAUGUCAACGCUCGACCAGCCGCUCAAUCUGAUCAAAGUCCCGAAAGAGCAAGCGCGGAAGAAGCGCCCGACCGUCCUCUCCGUUCUUCUGACAUGCCGCCGAAUCCAUCGCGAGGUGGAAACGAUCUUCUUUGCGAUUAACCACUUCGCCUUCGAGAUGUCCGACGUCGCAUCGAGUCUUUCUUCCUGGUCUCCUUCCUCGCUCAGGCUGCCCACGCCUCGCCUCGAGAGCAUCCGCACAUUGACGUUGAGCUCGGUUCGACAGCAGCGAGCCACGUGGUUCGUGCGGCACAGACUGCAGCAGAUGCCGCAGCUCAAUGUCCUGACGUUCGACGUCCAGCAGUGUGACUUUCGGCACAUGGCUGCAACUCAGAUGAUACAAGAGUAUCGCCAGCUAGAGGGCGUACCAGGCUAUACGAAAGAGACGCUUGCACAACUGGGUGGGAUGGACAUGAUUAGAUAUGGUGGAUGGCUUGAUGCUGGAGGGAUCAAGGUCGGGGUUUGGUGCGAGGAGUUCAUUGGGAAAGAGUAUGUGGCAAUUCUUAAGGGAAAGCCACGAGUGCGACCCCCUGAGUCGCGCAGCGGGACGGAUGAGAGACCGAGAGUAGUUGUUUUCUGCAGGAGAACAUGAGAGGCGAAGCACCAGCUCGCUGUUUUUCGGAUUUCGGUUUCGGUUUCUAGUAUGAGGUUCGGUGGUGAGUGUGUAUUUCAACCAGUUGUGGACUCCGCGCAAGACUAGCAAAAAGUUAAGCGCAAGGCUUGGGUUGAAACCUCACUUCAAGUCCAUUUGGGUGCAAAAUUCACUUCAAUGCACUUGCGCUAAGAUUCACGUGCGUUUCACGUGCAUUCGUUAUUAACAGGGAAAGAACGAACUAUCGUGUUCUUUCCCGAUUCAGC
Neohortaea acidophila is the source of this 1164-nucleotide messenger RNA. RefSeq lists its product as uncharacterized. Lineage: Eukaryota; Fungi; Ascomycota; Dothideomycetes; Mycosphaerellales; Teratosphaeriaceae. The transcript has a single exon. The coding region runs from base 167 to 898 and encodes 243 amino acids. The record is from RefSeq and is a predicted model, not a curated record.